This is a messenger RNA of Musca domestica (house fly), 6789 nucleotides long. Its product is annotated as protein prickle. NCBI's taxonomy places the organism in Eukaryota, Metazoa, Arthropoda, Insecta, Diptera, Muscidae. The coding region runs from base 1983 to 6404 and encodes 1473 amino acids. The record is from RefSeq and is a predicted model, not a curated record. The transcript is spliced from 7 exons. Gene Ontology annotation, molecular function: zinc ion binding.
GGGAAGGCCAAGAAUUAGAUGGAAAGACCAAGUAGAAGACAACAUAUCGGAACAUGGUCUUUCAAAUUGGAAAAACUGCGCACAAGACCGACGCGCCUGGAAAUCUUUUCUAAACUCGGCUUAUGGAACAAAUGUUCUGCUCGAGCCAGCUAAGAAGAAGAAGAAUUAAGGGCAAGUAAACUUGUUAUGGUUUCUCAAAGUGGUUUGUAUAUUCUUCUCCAUAUUUCGGAUGUUUUGAUUUAUGAAUUUGGUCAUUUCAUUUGUUCAACUUAAAAUUAAUUAAAUGUUUGAAGAAUGCAACAAUACCCCAAGUCUGUAAUGUGUUAUUUAAACCGCCUCACUGAAAUAUAUAAUUAUAGGCCCCUCAAGUUAAUUAAUACGAGGUCUGCAAUAUUUAAAGAUCAUAACAAAUGAUCAGCGCAACUUAUUUUCCCAAACAUAAUACAAUUACAAGACAAAUGUAAACAAAGAUUAAACUUAUGCCCGGCUUUUUCUAUGAGAAAAAUACCAGCAAAAUGAAAAACAACUUCUCAACAGCCAUAAGAGCCGAAGGCUGGUUCGUUUACAACAUGUUGCAACAAACUCUCAGUAAAACUUGAACACAUCCACAGCCAAAGAAUGAAAACGAAACGGAAAUUGUAAGACAAUGCCACACACACUCACACAACCAGACACAUCCAACCCAAAACAACAUUGGCUAAGCUGAAGUGAGCGCUUUUGGGCUUUUGGAGCAGUUGUAGAUUGAUACGAUCAGUUUGAGAGUAAACGUAAACGCGAGCGGUUGUAACACCUGUUUAGCGGUUAGAUGAGAGAACGUGUGUGGCAAAAACAAACGAUAAAAUAAUAAUAACAAAAAAAAAAAAAAUAAUAAUAAUAAAAAAUAGCGGCGCAUGCGCAAAUGAAUGUUUACGUUUUAUGAGGUGUUCUUCAUAAAAAAAUUGUAAUAAAAAAUUAAAAAAACCUACGAAAUUUUAUGAUCUUAAAAAAAGAAAAUACUCCAUAAUGGUGAAUGAACCCAUUAUAUAAAAUUAUCAAAAAAUACUUAUCCUUCAAAUUUUUUUCUUAAAAAUUUAUGUAUGAAUCCAUCAAUCAAAAGUGAAUAAAUGUGAAAUCUUGACAAGCUGUGAAUCCAGUGCUACUAUAUUAUUCUCCAGCUUAACCUGAAUAUAAUAACAAGAAGAGCAAAAGAAAUCAUGAAAAGAAAACAUAUAAAUACAAAAUAAUGGAUUAACCAGCUCAACGGCAGCCAAGGAGAUACCAACUACAUGAUCGACAAGGGAUCAGCAAUCGUUAUUCUUUAUCAGCCGAAAAAAAAUAUAAAAACGGAUUAAAUUGUUUUCCUCUUCGUCUUUUUCGUUUUUGAGGAGUGUUUUUAUGCCUGACAUCACAUUUUCGGGUAUUGCUCGUCAUCGCCAGAAACAGUCUGUCUGUCCCAGCGUAUGGUGUAACAACGAUAAAGUUUGAAGGUGCGUUAUUUGCCCCUUUUAUAGGGCUGCCAAAAGGAAGAAACAGCUUCUGAAGCGACCACAUAGGAUGCCGGAGAGCCAUUAAUAAAUUGCAAUAUUGCCCUGAACAAGAAUAUUAUGUCGCAGACAUGCUAAACACCGACAUUAAUUAUGGACUAGCAAAUGUUUUUUGUAUCCAACGAAAUUGGUAGCCAGACACACACAACUGCACGUUAAGUAGAAACAGAGAAAAAACGCUCGGCAAGAAACUAACUGAUCGACAUGUAGUACAAACGUUCCAAAGAGAAUAAGAAGAAAAAGGAAAACAAAGAGGAUACCAUAAUAAUUACCACACAGAGUCUAUGUUUAAGUACACGAACAUCAAGGAGUACGUUUUUUUUUCUCCUCUACUCUACUCCUUUUGCUGAUGCUAUUGCUGCUGAACUUCAAUUGUAAGUUGAAGAAAUCCUUGCAAAAAGGGAAAAUUAUAAUAUAACAAUAACAACAUUAAUAACAGCUACAACCACAGCAAAACCCAUGAGCAGCAACAACAUGGAGAGCAUGUCAUCGUCAAUUGAACCCGUCGUUCCACGUACCGCCAAUUUGCUGGCCUGCAAACAAUGGUGGCGUGUCUGUUUCUUGUACGGCGAUCAACAGAAAUAUUAUCGACAGGUUUACAGCAAGGCAGCGGCUCAGCGAUUGGCCUUAUCGGCGGCCAAGACCGCAUCGAUGGGCUUAACAAGUGAGCAGAAUAAUGAAAAUGACAAUAACAACAAUCCCGAGUCAGAGUAUGAUACGGUGGCCAUAGAUUUUAUCGAGACGCAAUUAGACGCAGAUGCAGACGACACUGAAGAUGCAUCCCGCGAUAAUACAGCAACAAUGACGAUAAAAAACCAUAUUAAUACGCCAUCCAGAGCAACAACCAAAGAACACCAAACGCCAGUGGCCUUAUUUCCCUCAAAAUGUGAAACAAAUGCUGGAGGCCAAGCCAAUAACAACGGCAGCAGUAGCGGCGGAGGUGGCGGUGGGGGUACAGGUUCCAGUACCUUACGUAAAAGCAAACGACUCUUACGCUCUUUAAGAGGACAUCGAAAGGGCGGUGGCGAUACAAAUAACGAAACAAGUACAAGUACCAACGAAACAAAUAGCGCCCAACACGGAACAGCAUCACGGAAUCGCCCGUCCAGUCACAAUUUGCGCGAUACAUUGGAGACAUUAAAAAACCUAAGCCUUAAUAAUCGUCAACAGCAACCUACGACAACAACAUCGCAGGCAGUGGACAGUAGCCAAUUUGUGGCCGAGCCCACCAAACAGAAUGCCAAACACACCCUACUCGACGAUCCGUUUCUGUUCGGCAUCGAUGAAGAUCAUUUGGGCGAUUUGAUACGAGGCAAAACGCUUCAUAAUUACACGCCACCGACAGCCAUUGAAAAUGUAUCGAGGUACUUUAAUCUUUUCUCUGAGGCAGACCAAGAGGCUUUGAGUAGCUUCAAUCCCGAGUGUAUGGCACUGGAAAUGCUAGUCGAUGAUGUGGUGGAGGAGGAGGAGGAGGAAAAGAAGCCAGCCCUGCCACCAAAACGUGGUGGCGGUGGUACACCAAAGUCUACGACAGCAUCAGCAAAUAAUGAUUUGCGACUGAGUGAAAGUGAUUUAGAAUUUUUGAAUUUGAAUUUACGCAAUCGUAGCUUACCGCGUCAUCUAAAGCCAGCAAAGGAUCCGCAUGACAUUAGUUUCACAUUUAAAGAGGACGAAGAUGAGGACAGUAAAAGGGAAACUGCAAAUGCCGAUACGAAUGAAAAUGACAAUGAACCAAUCAGUCGAACGCCACUUACACAGGUGUCGUACCUACAAAAAAUACCAACAUUACCGCGUCAUUUUUCACCAAGUUCAGCGGCGACAGCAACGGCAGGUUCUGUUGGUGGACCAUCGGCAAGUUCAAACACACCACCUCCAUUGCCCCCUUUGGGAAGUCUAAGACAUCUAGGCCAAAGUAAUGUCCCAUCGUCAUCAACAACAGCAGCAUCGGCCUUAUCGUCGACAACUUCGGGGCCAAUGCCCAGUAGUUCUUCUGCUGGGGCUUUAUUUAAUCCUGCCGGCUUGCCAACAUCACCAUUGCCAAUGCAACGUCAAUACCUUCAACAACAGCAGCAGCAGCACCAGCAGCUACAACAAACACCUCAUUUGCCACCAUUACCACCACACCAGCAGCAGUUACAUCCUCAUCACCACCAUCAGUAUCUGCCACCACAUCUACAGACGCAUCAUCAGCCACAGCAAACAACAACCUCAUUGCCACAUCACCACCAACAGCAACAGCCAUCACAGUACUCACCUGCGGCAUCUGCAUCGUCAUCAAUCUCCAAGUAUUCCUCAUCAUCGCUCAAGCAUCCACCUCAUCACCAUCAGCACCAACAUCAGCAACAACAACAACAGCAGCAGCAGCAAACACAACAACAGCAUCCACACCAACAAACCCAUCAGUUAUCACCGGCCAUCUCUUCACCAUCACCGCCCUCCCUGUUACACCAUCCAUCGGGUGGCUUUCAUGCACCCUUUAUGGUGGGCCAACACCUAGACAUCCAACGGCAAUCGCAUUCAGAUGAUGACAGUGGUUGUGCUCUGGAGGAGUAUACAUGGGUACCACCGGGACUACGACCGGACCAGGUGCGUUUGUAUUUCUCACAAAUAUCCGAUGAUAAAGUGCCAUAUGUCAACAGUCCCGGAGAGCAAUAUCGAGUGCGGCAAUUGUUGCAUCAGCUUCCGCCGCACGAUAACGAGGUUCGUUACUGUCACUCGCUGACGGAUGAGGAACGCAAAGAACUUCGCCUAUUCUCCACACAACGUAAACGUGAUGCACUUGGACGUGGCAAUGUCAGACCUCUGAUGAGUGCACGUCCCUGCGACGGGUGCGACGAUUUGAUUUCCACCGGUGACAUGGCAGUGUUUGCCUCUCGUUUGGGUCCCAAUGCCUCCUGGCAUCCUGGUUGCUUCGUGUGCUGCGUUUGCCGUGAAUUGCUUGUCGAUCUUAUCUACUUUCAUCGAGACGGACGUCUGUAUUGUGGCCGUCAUCACGCAGAAACUUUGAAACCACGCUGCUCCGCCUGUGAUGAGAUUAUCCUGGCCGAUGAGUGCACCGAAGCAGAAGGACGUGCCUGGCAUAUGAAUCACUUUGCCUGCCAGGAGUGCGAAAAGCAAUUGGGUGGCCAGAGGUACAUUAUGCGUGAGGGCAAGCCCUAUUGUCUGCUCUGUUUCGAUGCGAUGUUCGCUGAAUACUGUGAUUACUGUGGCGAAGCUAUUGGCGUAGAUCAAGGACAAAUGAGUCAUGACGGCCAGCAUUGGCAUGCCACCGACGAAUGCUUCUCGUGCAACACAUGUCGCUGUUCGCUGCUGGGACGUGCAUUUCUGCCCAGACGUGGCUCCAUCUAUUGUUCCAUAGCCUGCAGUAAAGGUGAGCCACCAACGCCGUCGGACAGUUCGGGCACCGGCAUGUACACCACACCCACGCCACCCACUCAGCGAGUAAGACCUCAGACGCGUAUUCCGUCAAGUCAUGCCUCAAGUUCGCCGCCAAUGUCACCUUUGCAACAACAGCAGCAUCAGCAAAACUUCAACAAUGCCAUGUAUCAGCUGCAAAGUCAGCAAAUAGCGGCUGGCAUCUCGAAUAGCAGCAGUGUGAAUGUUGUCGGAGGAUCCAAUGUGGGUUUGGUGGCCAUAUCCACCUCGUCGGAUGGUGCUAAGCAAAGUUAUCCCACCUCGGAUUCAGAUGCGGGUGUGGUCAAGGAUAUGGAGCAUACGGCAGGUGAUUUUACCGACUUUUCGGGCGGCAUUAACUCGUCGUCUUCCCAGAACAUGUCACCCCUGACAUCGCCGGGAGAAUUCAAUCAUUUGAUGCCAAAACCCAUGGAACUGAAACGUGAAGGGCCGUAUAAUUUCAAUGAAAUGGCUCUCAAUCUGGAUUCAACCUGGCCCAAUAAGCCCAUACUGACAGGAGCCACGAGCUAUAACCUGCAACGACAGCUGCAUCAAAUAUCCGAGGUGGAAAAUUCGAAAACCUCCAGUAUGCCUGAGCUGUCGAUACAAACAAACUCUUCGUUACCUCAAAAUCCAAAUGCCAUCACUCAACAAUAUGGAAAUUGUCCAGAAUAUUCGCAACCCUUGCAACAAACGCAGCCACAUCCCGCAACCUCUGCACCGCCCUCGGAGGUUCCUGAUCUUCCAACACCAAACUUAUCGGUGGCCUCAACAGCUCUUCCUCCAGAGUUGAUGGGAUCGCCCACAGCCUCGGCCGGUGAACGUUCCAUUGUGUCACAUCAGUCAGCUCAGUCGGGUACAAAUCCGCCCAUACAUCCGGUGUCUAUUUUGAGUGGAGCAUCCUCAUCGUCACCCAUGAGUGGUGGAGGGGAGAGUAAAAAAGCCAAAGGUGUUAGAUUCGAAGGUAUACCCGCCGAUACAUUGCCACGAUCUCGCAGUUAUUCGGGCAAUGGUGCCGGGACCAAUCGAAGCAAUGAUAACAGUUCUGAGCCAACGCAACGACAUGGCGGUCACUCUUCACGGCGACGUAGACGACGAAAAUCUCAUCGUUCCGGUAGUGGUCAUCGUUCCAAUUCCACAACACGAGCCGACACAUACAACACAACACAGCCGCUCUCAUCUUCGUACCAAGGACCACCUUCCAUUCUACAAUCAGCCACAUUAGAUCCUACCCGACAUCAUCAUUCAUCGCAGACUACCAUGUCGACCGGGCAACACGAUGACGAUUCAGACGAUGCGUCCAGUGUGUGCUCGACCUGCUCUUCCAGUUCGUCCAGUUCCGAGGAUUAUAUGAUGUAUCAACUGCCACAGCGACGUCAUUAUGGCGGUGUACGCGUCAGUUAUGUGCCGAACGACGCCUUGGCCUACGAUCGCAAACGCAAGACGUCCGAUGCGAACGACAAAGACAAGAAUUGUAUCAUUUCGUGAUUUACAAACAAAAGCAAAUGCGUGAGCAUCGAUGCUGCUGCAAUAACUGGUCGGCAACAACAUAACUGCCAAUUGUGUCCAUGCAAAAAACACAUCAAUGUCUCCCUCCUCCUGUCUUUUCUUCGUCUUUUGUUCUAGCGCUAAUGCUGCCAAAGGCAAAAUCGAUACCGCCGUCGCCAAUACCAACGCCACUAGUUUUCGUUUCUACCACCAACACCACCGUCAUCUUCUUCAAAAUAAUUUAUGCUGUUAGAAGCAGCUACAUAUUAAUUAAGGAUUUUUGUUUUUGUCUUCAUCGGUUUCGUGGAGUUUGCAUUUGGCGUUUAGAUGUUUGAUUUUAUACAUUACCGCACAGUGAAUUAAAAACUGAAAAUUGCGGGUUUAA